AUGGAGAAAAGUGGUCUCCUCGACAAAGGCCAUCAUCUGUUCACCAAUCAAUUUUACACCAAAGUACCACUAGCAUUGAAGUUGCAUGAAAGGAACACCUACUUUACUGGAGCUAUAAACAAGAAUUCUCAGUACCUUGCAACAACACUAAAAAAUACUGAAUUAGAAGCUGUACAAACUCUUUACUUCAGGCACAAAAACAUCCUUUUCGUUUCAUCCAAGCAGAACGCUUCAAGAAAAUCGGUAUUUACCCUGACCACUGCUUGCCAUGCAGAGGACAAUUUUGUCCAGAGCAAAAAAGGGCUAGAAGCAGUAAAACCUGUACUUAUACACAUGUAUAGGCCUAACCAAUACAUGAGCGGGGUGGAUGUAAGUGAUAAAAGUAUCUACCACACCUCAUGCACUCGCCAGACGACAAAAUAUUGGAAGAGGAUAUUGCUCUUUCCAACUCAUAUGUGUUGUAUUAAAAAAAACCCAGGCUCAUUCAAGAGAAAUAGGUCCGACCGCAGGACCAUCAGGGGACACUGCGCACCGAAUGCAGCAAGUGCCGGACAAAUCAAAUAA
Molecule: messenger RNA, 564 nt
Organism: Macrosteles quadrilineatus (aster leafhopper)
Lineage: Eukaryota; Metazoa; Arthropoda; Insecta; Hemiptera; Cicadellidae
Exons: 1
Coding region: 1-564 (187 amino acids)
Source: RefSeq, a predicted model, not a curated record